Molecule: messenger RNA, 765 nt
Organism: Symbiodinium sp. CCMP2592
Lineage: Eukaryota; Dinophyceae; Suessiales; Symbiodiniaceae
Source: the annotation of a GenBank genome assembly
AUGAUCGUCGGAUUCCUCGUGCUUGGUGCUUCGGUCCUGGCUGGGGCCACCUCUCCCGACAAGGCAGCGCAGCUCUCGGAAGCCGUGGCGCUGGAUGCGUGCCCUGAGGGGACGUGUGCCUUGCACGCGCUCCAGCAGAACAGCACGGCCCUCCCGGGCAACACUACGAAGGAGAAGAACAAGGUGAACCCGGACAGCGUUACGAAGGAGGAGGAGCACGAGGACGGUGACUCCAUCGAUCCGGAGGGCGACCUGCUUGGUGCCGAGAACUUUGCCGCGGUCAAAGUGGCUGCCGGUUGGUCCCAGGGUGGAGACAAAGUUUGGGGCAGUGGCAGAGGCAUCGAAGACGUCAACGGUGGCAACGUCGGCUACUACAACAACGGCAUGGACGCAGCUCACGCGCGUUGCGGCGGCAGCCACUGUGCCCUGAUCGUGAACCCGCCGGGUCACCGCAGCAUCAACCAGUUCCACAUCCACUUCGUCUCCUACGCAGGUUAUGGAUCUAGCCUCAAACACAAGCUCGAGAAGAGGGUCUGUGGCAAAAGCGGAUGGCGCAGCGGAGGCCUGCCAUGCCAUGGCAAGGCUAUCUUUGUCAACGGUUGGCCGAAUGUCUUCUCGGUAGCCAUGGGUGGAGGCGGCAUGAGGCAUGCAAGUGUGAUCGCUUGGCCCAGCUCCUGCGGUCACAAGGGUACGAUUAUCGAGUUGGCCUAUGGCUGCAGCAUAGAGCAUCAGAUUCGUGGAGACUACAACCCAGCCUAUCGUUAG